Oncorhynchus mykiss (rainbow trout) is the source of this 3977-nucleotide messenger RNA. The record is from RefSeq and is a predicted model, not a curated record. NCBI's taxonomy places the organism in Eukaryota, Metazoa, Chordata, Actinopteri, Salmoniformes, Salmonidae.
CACUGUUGAGAGGGUACUGUCGCUAACAGGAAGAUAGAACAUCGGUCGGUGUCAGCGUUAUUAUUUUGUCGAAAAUGGAACGAAAAGUAGCUCGAGAAUUUAGGCACAAGGUGGAGCUGCUCAUUGACAAUGAGGCUGAAAAGGAUUACCUAUACGAUGUCCUGCGGAUGUAUCACCAGUCCAUGGAGCUGCCCGUGUUGGUGGGUGACCUGAAGCUGGUCAUCAACGAGCCCAGCCGCCUGCCGCUGUUUGAUGCCAUCCGGCCCCUCAUUCCCCUCAAACACCAGGUGGAGUACGACCUGCUCACCCCGAAGAGGUCACGUAAGCUGAAGGAGGUGCGUCUGGAUCGUACUCAUCCUGAGGGUCUGGGUCUGAGCGUGAGAGGGGGCCUGGAGUUCGGCUGUGGACUCUUCAUCUCACAGAUCGUCAAGGAUGGACAGGCUGGAAACAGUGGCCUGCAGAUGGGAGAUGAGAUUGUCCGCAUCAAUGGAUACGCCAUCUCUUCCUGUAUCCACGAGGAAGUCAUCAACCUUAUCAAGACCAAGAAAAUCGUGUCGCUCAAAGUCAGGCAGGUUGGGAUGAUACCAGUGAAGAGUUCCACAGAGGAGCCUCUGAAGUGGCAGUUCGUGGACCAAUUUGUGUCUGAUUCUGGGGAGAAGAAGAGCAGUGUGGCAGGCCUGGCAUCCAUGGGAGGGAAGGAGAUCAAGGAGAAGAAGGUGUUCCUGAGCCUGGUGGGCACCAAGGGCAUGGGCGUCAGCAUCUCCAGUGGCCCCACACAGAAGCCUGGCAUCUACAUCAGUAACGUCAAAUCUGGAUCCCUCGCUGCUGAAGUAGGACUGCAGAUUGGUGACCAGAUCGUGGAGGUGAAUGGGGUGGAAUUCACCAAUCUGGACCACAAAGAGGCUGUAAGAGUUCUGAAGAGUAGCAGGAGUCUAACCAUCACAGUUCUCACCGGCGCAGGCAGUGAGUUGUUUAUGACAGACGAGGAGCGUCUGGCGGUGGAGGCUCGCAGGGAGCUGGACAGACGAGAGUUGAUGCACCAGAAAAGGGUUGCCCUGGAGACUAACAAGAUGGUCAAGGAGCAGCAGGAGAAAGAGAGGCAGAGAAAGAUGGAGAUUUCUCAGAAGACUGCCGAGGAAGAGGAACGCUAUCGGAAGGAGAUGGAGAAGAUCGAGGCUGCGGAGAGGAAGCACCACAGGGAGUGGGAGGAGGACUGGGCGCCUAGAGAGCAACCCAAAACCAAGAGUCCCUCCCCGGCCCCGCCUGAAAUCAACACCGCACCCCCCAAGUCCAAGAACUCUGACAUUGGAGCAAGCUCUUUUCAGGCUGACGACGACGAUGAAGAGCAGCAGGAGGAGGAGGAGAAGGAAGAGGGGAGUGAAGGCUUUCAGAAAUACGUGGAAGACUUUGAUCCCCACUCCAUGUUCUCCUCGGAACAGAUAGCUGGGCGAGACGUGAGACUACUGAGAAUCAAAAAGGUUGGACCACUUGAUCUGGCUGUGGAGGGGGGAGUAGACUCCCCUCUGGGAAAGCUAGUGGUAUCUGCCAUUUAUGAUGGAGGCUCGGCAGACAAACAUGGUGGGAUAGUUCCAGGAGAUGAGGUGAUGGCUGUGAAUGGGAAGAUCCUGACGGACUCCUCACUGACAGAAGGACAAAACUCUCUGACCCGUGCCUGGAACAGUGGAGGGGAUUGGAUUGACCUGGUGAUAGCAGUGUCACCUCCAAAAGAGUAUGAAGAUGAGGUCCCGAAGUCAACAUCAGUCAGUCCUACUGUGAACAGAAAGGUGUUUGAAGGCAGUGCAUCAGUGUACAGACAAGGCUACCCGGCUCCAGUUUUAGCCCUAACCUCCCCACCCUGCACACCCCCACCUGACGUUCUUCUGAGAGUCACCUGACCACCUGCCUGCCAAACAAGCCAUACCCACCAUCCAGGAACCAUCGUUCUCAUUUCCUCUGACAUUUGACCUAUUUUAUCAUCACAAUCAAAUCCCUGCAUCAAACUGUUGCAAUGCAAUGCUGAUCACUAUUGACAGCAAGUCUGUUUGAACCAGAACCACGCCGUGAUGUGCUACAUGUGAACUGUCUAGAAUGUGAAAGAGACUGAUUCAUCCUCUGUUGAGUUCCAUUACAUCCCAGUUACAUCCCACAUCCCAGUACAGAAACUUUCUGAAGAAGCUAGAGGGUUAUGACAUCACUACGUAAUACUCUGAGCCGAUAUUCACGGCAUAAGAAGGAAUUCACCUCGGGCCACACACACAAAUUGGGGAAAAACAAAACAUUCUUUCCAAUUGAACCUCAUUAUAAAAGAGCCAACUUCAUCGUCGAUUUUUGUUGUUGUUAUACACACAUUUAAAAAAUGCCGAAAAGCUGCUGUGUUGCUCAGUGUACCAGGUCAAAAAUCCAGACCUAUGGUUUGUAAUACUUCCACGUAGGGAAAUAGUGCCUGCGAGAAGAGCCCUCUGGAUUUCGGUGUAGGAGAGUGAGAAAUGUAGGGACCCGGUGUCCAAGUAGGCUACACGUAGCUAUGUGUGUAGAUAACAUUUCCUCACAGGUAAGACAUUUCAUUUGUUUAGUAUCGUCCGUUUGUAACUCCACUACUUGUCGCUGUAUAGUCCGUUUGUUUGUGUUGUUGGUCUUGGCCACAAGUUGUUUUACCCCACGGUGUGCGGGGCCGCAACGUUCUAUCUCAUACCGACCAGGACUAUCCCCCUCAGAGCCAUAUAUUUUUUAGCCUGGGUACCCGUCUUUUUAGCCAAUGUUCCCCUCCUUGUAGCCUACUCCGUACUAUUUGUGAAGUAAAUUGAGUAUAUAGUAUCCCAAUUGCUCAUAGUAUGGAUAUAGUUAGUAUGCCAAAAUUACACUCAAGUGAAAGGGUACCGUUCGUUUACAGUAUACUAAAAUGAACUAAUCGUAUAUAGUAUGUAGUAUACAGUAUGUUAGUAUGGGUAUCCAAACACAGCUGGUACUGUAGUGAAAUGUUAGCUAUAGCUGAAAAGACUGGUACCCGGACUAUAUAUUUAGAGAGUUGAGACAACUUUUACAAUUUCAAAUAUGGUUUUAAUUCUAGACAUUCAGUUCCAUAGCAUUAUUUAAAUAUUCCUCGUGUAAUGUUAAAGUAACGGUCCAGUGUUUCCAGAUUUCUAUGAAAUAUGACCUAUAAUUACUUACAAUAUGAGUGAAAUAGUUUUCCUUCCAAAAAGUGGUAAUGUUAAAAAACAGCUUUUCUGUGUUGGAAUAGUGUGGGCGUACCCCAACAGGUACCCCAACCUGUCAUUCAAAAUAUUAACGUGAGUAGAGGGCUGAUUGGCCAGCUCAUUUUCCUCAGGAGGAUGACCUCAUACUUUAUGAGGAAAUAGCAAGCAUUUUAGAAACUGUCUGUUUGAGAUACAAGUUUGUGUUUUUUCUCCAAUUUAUGCUUUGGCCACGUACAAGUACAGGAUGAGUCAACAACAUUAUUUGGGUAUGAGUAAACAGAAUAUGAACUUUAAAAAGUGAGAUGUUCACUGGACAGUUACUUUAAUGGGUCGCUAACAUGGUUGCCAUAUCAUUUUGAUUUGUCAUGUAAAUGCAUCAUAAUGCAGAAAUCUCAAUGUCCCAACUAAUUACAUAGCGAUGUUCCCCAUUCGUCUCCUUCUAGUACACUACAGCAUAGGAACACAGUUGUGAAAAACUGAACUCUGAUGCUGAGGGGCAUCGGUGUCAACAGGUUUUGAUCCUCUGAGUUUAGUUAAAUGCUAAGUGCAUCUUAAUGAGCUUCUAGUAUGCCAUAAGCCCCCUCGUUAUAGGUGAAAUUACACUCCUAAAUCUCCAAUGAAAGGUGUUAGAGCUUAUCUGUAUUCAGUUUAGAGUAUGUAAUCAGCAGCAGGAGCAGCCCUGCAGGCAGGCAGGCAGGCAGGCUCACUGUGAUGUAAUCAAUGUCCCUAUUUGAAAUCAAUGCUCUCUCAGAAUCAAUAAAGGUAUGUGCUUACUUUGACUGA